CCUGAGUCAGGCAGAGGAGAGGAAGCAGGCAGAGCAGCAGAGAAAGGCUCUCUUUGCGGAAAUGGGCCUGGAUUCCUGUGAGGCAGAAAAGACUCCGUUGGACGCCAGAGGGAGGCCACUGGAUGACCGAAGGAUGCCCCCCAGACCUCCUCAUCCAUCUUUUCAUGAGAACGGAGGAGAAGCAGCAGCUGUGGAAACAGAUCUGGGUCCUCUGUGUUUUAAAGAUGUCGCUGUGUAUUUCACAGAGGAGGAGUGGGCGUUGCUGGAUCCUGACCAGAGAGCUCUGCAUAAGGAAGUCAUGGAGGAGAAUCGUAGGAUUGUGGACUCUCUCAGUAAGGAUUCCUGCUGGAUCAUAAUCUUUUCUUCCUCCACAAUUGCCUUUUAAAACCAUGAUCAGGCU
Molecule: messenger RNA, 400 nt
Organism: Podarcis muralis (Common wall lizard)
Lineage: Eukaryota; Metazoa; Chordata; Lepidosauria; Squamata; Lacertidae
Source: RefSeq, a predicted model, not a curated record